AUGUCGAGUACUACAGCUUUAGGAAAAGGGUACGAGGGAAACGGCGAGAAGGGCAAGAAGGCGCCUGCCAUUCCGAGACCAAGUUCUAGUGUCAUCUUGAUAUCGCCAGAAAACCAGAUUCUCCUCUUGCGUCGAGUACAAACUUCAUCGUCGUUUGCUUCUGCACACGUCUUCCCAGGCGGCAACAUAUCUCCAUUCCACGACGGCAACCCACCUGCUCCUGAGGAUAAUACCCGUCACCAUGAUAGCGACGUCUACCGGAUGGCUGCUGUCCGUGAGACUUUCGAGGAGAGUGGCAUCCUUCUAGCAAGAACCAAAGACGGAAAACUGCUGGAAGUAGACGAGGAAGAGAGGGUGAAAAUCAGAAAGCUUGUGCACGGAGACAAGAUCAAGUUCGAAGACUGGCUUGAGGAAAAGAGUGCAAAAGCUGAUCUUGACAACCUCAUUCCAUUCACCCGCUGGAUAACCCCCACGAAUUUGCCCAAACGUUUCACAACUCAGAUGUACAUCUAUCUACUCCCUCUCAGCAACACGCCGAAAAACUUGCCGUCGUCAUCUUCCAAUGCCGAAGAAGACGAGCCUGAGACCAUGAUCCCGGUGCCUACGCACGAUGGCGGUCUCGAGCACACCGCUGCUCGCUUUCUCCCAGCAGCGACAUGGCUACGUCUAGCUCGCGCCUCCCGCAUAGUUCUGUUCCCUCCUCAGUUCUUCCUCAUGUAUUUGCUUNNUUCUCCCUUCCUCUGCCCGUCAGGCGACGUCGGCAAAGAAGCUCCAGUACCAGACUCUGCUACACUACAAAAGCAACGAGACCAAGUACUUAGCUUUGUCAAGGAGGGCAACUGGGGUGAUAAGUGCAUCUCGCCUACAGUGUUGGGAGGCAAGAAGAGAGAAGACGGCAGAGUGGUCCUAGGUCUCGACAAGCCUGGUGCCGAGGCCGAGGCUGAGGGAAGGAAGGGCGAUAAUGAAAGAGUUGUGCUGGUGGAGUUCAAGAAGGAGGGACCGAGGAGGGUGGAAGUUGGUUGGAGGAAGGAGGUGCUGGCUGAAAGUCGCGGGACCAAGUUGUGA
This is a messenger RNA of Aureobasidium uvarum, 1065 nucleotides long. NCBI's taxonomy places the organism in Eukaryota, Fungi, Ascomycota, Dothideomycetes, Dothideales, Saccotheciaceae. The record is from the annotation of a GenBank genome assembly.